This is a messenger RNA of Exserohilum turcica Et28A, 1474 nucleotides long. RefSeq lists its product as uncharacterized. The transcript is spliced from 3 exons. Lineage: Eukaryota; Fungi; Ascomycota; Dothideomycetes; Pleosporales; Pleosporaceae. The record is from RefSeq and is a predicted model, not a curated record. Gene Ontology annotation, biological process: steroid metabolic process. The coding region runs from base 188 to 1051 and encodes 287 amino acids. Gene Ontology annotation, molecular function: 3-oxo-5-alpha-steroid 4-dehydrogenase activity. Gene Ontology annotation, cellular component: membrane.
AAAGAAAGAAAGAAAGAAAGAUAGUGAGAGAGAAAGAGAGAAAGAGAUUUGCUGCGUUGAGAGCCACCGCCACCACUGACGCAGCAGCUUGUUUUCCGCAGGAGCCGGGCGCCACGAUACGAAGACUUGGACGGUUUGCAGUUGUGUGUAUUUGUUUGCAACGCGACUUGGCCGAGACGUAUCUAGCAUGGCGAUUGUGCAGGGUUGGCUGCCGCCGUCGCGCGAGAACUGGGAGUGGUUAUGCUGGAUGUGGCAGUUUUUUCCUCUGUUUACGACGGCGCAAUGGGUACUGGAUUGGUAUCCGCAGGGCAAGACGUCGACUGAGUCGCGGUUUAAUGUCGAUGGCAAGAUAGGAUGGGCGACGAUGGAGUGCGUGGGACCGCUCACGUUGGUGUACAUUAUGAUGUCGCUGCCGAAAGAGGUGGGAAUUGCAGAGCUGCCCAUGGGAAACUGGACCAUGGCAGGGUGUUUUGUCAUUCACUAUGUCUAUCGGGCCAUCAUCUCGCCGCUGCUGCUCAACCCCAGCAUGUCGCCCAUGCACAUUCUCAUCUGGAUAUCGGCGGUGAUUUUCCAGCUGUGCAACGCGAUUUCGAUAGGCGGCUAUCUGGCAGGGUACGGGCCGACGUCGCAGUAUGAGUGGAGUGCGCGGACCGAGUGGAUGUUUGUCGGGCUGGUGGUGUGGUGCUGGGGGCUCAUGGGCAACAUGUUCCACGACGACGAUCUACGGGAAAUCAGGAGGGCGGCAGGGCGGCGGCAGCGCAAAGAGGUAAAGGAGCAGGGCAAGGCGGUGGACAGGGUGGACAAGAUGUAUAUGAUUCCCAAGAACGGACUGUUCAAGUACGUCUUGUACGCGCACUACUUUUGCGAGUGGAUCGAAUGGGCAGGGUGGUGGAUUGUGGGCGGAUGGGGCUGCCACCCGGCGCGCGCGUUCCUUGUCAACGAGAUUGCGACGAUGCUGCCGCGGGCGUUGCAGGGCAAGCGGUGGUAUGAAAAGAAGUUUGGUAAAGAAAAACUAGAGGGGCGCAAGGCGGUGAUCCCGGGGCUGGUAUAGGUCAGGGGGUUUGUUUUGUGCACAAGAAGCUUUGACAGGCUAGUGGAUAAGCUUCUGGCGUUCCAUUGCCAGAAGGAAAGGGGGAGUAAUCAAAGGACGGUUCGGGUUCAGGUUCAGGUUCAGGUUGGAGGGAUUGCUUAGUGAGCAUGCAGCAGGGCAGUUUGUCGGGUGCAGGACUUGACCUGGUAAGCAUGACAUGGAGGCGUCUGGGGAGAUUGUGGAGUGAAACUUGUUGGCCACACCAGUUUGGGCGGCACUGGGGGUGGAUUAAUGGCAAGGUUGUGACGGGUAAUUGGGAUUGGGAUUGGGAUUGCAGGUUUUUGUGUUUUUUUUUCAUGCUGCUUUUCUUGUUUGGUGCGAUGGUUCAAGCAGCGGUUGCCGAUCGGGACAUGGAUGAAACUCGGAGCAGCAGGCGGAUGGCAG